ACUGCUGGCACUCAGGACAAGGGAACAGGUUCUCAUAAUGAAGUGGGCAGAAGCUGGGGAAACAAUUGGAAAUCAUCAGAUGCUUCUAAUGGGGACCAAUCGUCUAGGUGGAAACAAUUGACUGCAGCCAAAGAAGUCAAAGGAAACACUGAUCAAGACGGCGGCUGGAACAAGGGACCGAGCUCAAAUGCACAAGCUGGGGGCUGGGGCAACCAGGGUUCAGGUUGGAACAAAGGAACAGGUUCAGGAUUUGGAGGCAGUACCGGAGAGCAACCAAGUGCUGCUGUUGGAGGUCAAUCAUCUGACUGGAAGCAUUCAAGUGCUGCAAGCGGGGCUCAAUCCUCUAGUUGGAAUCAAUCUGGUGAGGCAAAACAAGGAACUGAAGAAGGUGCAAAACCGACUAAUUCAUGGGGCAAAGCAGCAGCAGCAAGCUCUUGGGGGCAAGGGUUCUGAUUGUGGAAGUAGCAAAGGAGGGUGGUGAUCAAAUCACCUCCUCAAAGAAUUAGGGUUUUAAAUUAAAUGGUGUAGAUACUGCUUUGUCUUUUGCAGAGCUAAAAGGAUCUUAACUUAAACCCCCGUAUCUAUUGACAAUGGUUGAAAUUUUGGAUGAACCCCAAUCUUGGCUAAACUAUCCCUUUGUCAACGUUCAAGCUUUUCUUAAAAAAGAUGAUGAUUCCACCAUAUCAAAGGGAUUCCUUCCUAAAAUACAGAAUGGAAUGGUUCAGGCUCCAGAAUAUCUACCAGAAAGAUUCUUGCCUUCGCCUAUGUUAUGAACCACUCAGUGACUGAAACCAACACCUUUGAACAACAUCCACAGGAGAAGAAAGUUGAAAAACUCCUCAAACGACCUGGCAACCUGUUUGCAUUUAGUUCUCAAGAACAGGGGAUUGUAUGUUUAAAUUUAAUUGCAAAUAUCACCAUCCAAAAAAAUCAGACUGCCGUGUCCCCCUCGUGUGCACUGAGUGCCAAGGGCCUUCCUUUGAGAACAGCUCCAGAAUAUCUACCAGAAAAAAGCAUGUCUGCACCUCCACCCUUUGUUAUGAAUCACUCAGUCACUGAGACCAAUUCCUAUGAACAACAUCCACAGCAGAAGUAAGUUGAAGAACUCCCAGAACGAUCUAAUUGCAAAUAUCAAUAUCCAAACAAUCACACUGCAGUGUCCUGAGUGACAAGGGCCUCCCUUUGGGACCAGCUUUAGAAUAUCUUCCAGAAAGAAGCAUGCCUGCCCCCCACCAUAUGUUAUGAACUACUCGGUAACUGAAACUAACGCCUAUGAACAACAUCCACAGCAGAAGCAAGUUGAACAACUCCCAGAACGACCUGGGCAACCUGCUUGCAUUUACUUCUCAAGAACAGGGGAUUGUAAGUUUAUAUCUAAUUGCAAAUAUCACCAUCCAAAAAAUCAGACUGCAUUGUUCCCCUCAUGUGCACUGAGUGACAAAGGCCUCCCUUUGAGACCAGGCUAGAACAUUUGCACACAAUACAGUACCUGUGGCAUUUUCAAUUCUGGGCCAGCUUGUAAAUUUGACCAUCCGUCGUUAUCAACUUCCCUUCUGCUACCCGGCGACUACAAAUGGGGCAGGGAACAUCUGGAAGUAGAAGUAGAACUGAUGCUACAAUCAGUCGCAGUCACUGUAAUAAGUUUUGCAUGAAAACUGAAAUGGAUGCUAGAGCACAGGAUUCGUAUCACCAAGGACAUGCAACUCCUUUUAUGUUAUUUAGUCUUGGAAAUGUAUCAAACUUUUUAUCCCAGCUGCCACAGGCCUUUCAGUUUCAGAUGUGAGAACUUGAUGGAAUGGAUAACUUCCCGAGUAUCUUCAAUUGGCCACUUCUGUAAUGGAUAACUUUUUAGUCCCCCCAAAACCAAAACUACCGCCAACAAGGGAUAGAAAGGGGGUUUUCUUUUAAAUACAAAUUAGGCUUAAGGGAUUUUUUUUUUUUUUUUUUUAAUUUAUAAAAAACUUACUAAGAAGGAUAUCAUACUUUGGUUUUGGGCUUGGUAAAUGGAGUUUGAAUAUUUUUUGGUAAUAGGUUGAUGAAAUUAAGCAACUCAAACAAAUAACACAUAAAGGAGGUUGAUGUUUGUGAUUGAGGGUGAAGGUUCAAGUCCACAAUGUUUUCUGUCGUGAGUUUUUCUUCGCGACGAAGAAAAAUUCACGUUCAAAAGCGAAAGCAGCUUUGAUACCCAAAAAAAGAAAAGGAAAAAGCAGAUGACUUUGAUUGUACCAAUCAAAACACUGGCCCAAUUUCCACAAGCCAAAACUAAAGGGAAGGGAAUCAAACUCGAAUUCAAUGCCGUGGUGAUCAGAUGAGUAAUGAUAUGUGACUGGCACUGCAGGGUGUAAGCAAACCCAGCAACCCAGCUUCCUUCAUCAAAACCACGAUCAGCAGUGAUGUUGACAGCUCCCAUCGGCCUCCCAAAUCCCGACGUUCCGUCAAAUGCUGAACUCUCUGAUCUCGAUCUUGCCAUCCUUGAAGAGAUUCGGAAACUCGAUGCCCUCCUUGAUAAAAUUCGGAAACUCGACCCCGCCCUGCUUGAUAAGAUUCGAAAAUUCGACCCAGACGUCCUUGAUGAGCUUCGGAAAAUCGACCCUGUCCUCCUUGAUGGCCUUCGGAAAAUCCACCCGACCCUCCUUGACGAGCUUCGCAAAGUCGACCCCGCCGUCCUCCAAGAGAUGCAGCUCGAGCCGGCUGAAUGGGAUCCUGCCAUCAUUGGUGGGAUUCGUAAAUUGUAUUUGAAAUUAAGGGAGGAAGAUGAAGAAGUGGCUGAGAGGAGUGCUUGUAGCGGGCGCCAAACUGCAAAAGAAAAUGAAAAUGGAAACCAGAAGACACAGAGCGAAGAGACGGAUGGAGGAGGAGGAGGAGAAAAUAAGAAUGACAAUGGCAGUGAGGUGAUGAAGAUUGGCGAAGAAAGAAGCAGAAGCCAGCAUUAUCCAGUGAGGCCUGAAGCUGGAGAAGGAAAAACAGGAAGGAAAAACAGGAAAAACAGGAAAAACAAUCAGAAUUACUUCAGGUCAGGAGGACAGCAUCCAAAUCUCUACGCUUCCCCAAAUCCAGGUAAUGACGACGUGCUUUCCCCAAAUCCUGGUAAAGUCGACACGGUCCUGCAGGUCGACCCUGCUGAAUUGGAUCCUGCCAUCAUUGAUGCAAUUUCUAAAUUUUCUUUGAAAGGAAAGGAGGAAGGUGAACAAGAGGUCGAGGUUAGUUGUAGUAGGCCAGAAACUGAAAUCAGAAACAAAAAUGGAAACAAGAGACAGAGUGAAGAGAGGGAUGGAGGAGGAGGAGUAGAAAAUAAGAAUGAGAAUGGUGGUCAGGUGGAGAAGAAGGUUGAUGAUGAAAGAAGUAGAAGACAUCAUUACCCAGUGAGGCCUCCUGGAGCUGGAGACUCUUCGCAUAAUCUAAAGACUGGGACUCAUAAGUUUGGGUCCAAUUGCAAGUUUAACCGCACUCGUGGAAGCAAAAACAAUCAGGUGUCUAAGGACAAGAUGAAGGAAAGGGAAGGGUUGGCAGAGAAGCCAGGCCAGACAGAAUGCAAGAAUUACUUCAGGUCAGGAGGACAAUGUCAAAAUCGCUACGCUCCCCAAAAUCCCGGUGACAACGACUCAUUUUCCCCAAAUUCCGACGUUCCCCCAAAUCCCGGUAAUGACGGCGUCCUUCCCCAAAAUCCAGGUAAAGACGACAUCCUUCCCCCAAAUCACGGUGACACUGACUGCGAUCUUGCCACCCUUAGGGAGAUUCUGAGACAUAAGACUGCCCUCCUUGGUAUUAUUCGGAAACUUGAUGCUGGCCUCUUUGGUGAUAUUCAAAAAAUCGACCCCGCCGUCCUCCGUGAGAUGCAGGCCGACCCUGCUGAAUGGGAUCCUGCCAUCAUUGAUGCAAUUUGUAAAUUGUCUUUGGAAGAAAAGGAUGAAAGUGAAGAAGAGGUCGAGGUUAGUUGUGGUGGGCCAGAAACUGAAAUCAGAAACGAGAAUAGAUACAAGACACAGAGCGAAGAGAGGGAUGGAGGAGGAGGAGAAAAUAAGAAUGAGAAUGGUGGUGAGGUGCAGAAGAAGGUUGAUGAAGAAAGAAGCAGAAGACAUCAUUAUCCAGUGAGGCCUCCUGGGGCUGGAGACUCUUUGCAUAACCUAAAGACUGGGACUCAUCAGUUUGGAUCCAAUUGCAAGUUUAACCUCACUCGUAGAAGCAAAAACAAUCAGGUUUCAAAGAACAAGAUGAAGGAAAGGGAAGGGUUGGCAGAGAAGCCAGGCAAGACAGAAUGCAAGGUUUCAAAGAACAAGAUGAAGGAAAGGGAAGGGUUGGCAGAGAAGCCAGGCAAGACAGAAUGCAAGGUUUCAAAGAACAAGAUGAAGGAAAGGGAAGGGUUGGCAGAGAAGCCAGGCAAGACAGAAUUCAAGAAUUCCUUCAGGUCAGGAGGACGACAUCCAAAUCUCUACACUACCCCAAAUCCCGGUAACGACGACGUCCUUCCCCCAAAUUCCAACAUUCCCUCAAAUCUUGGUAACGACGACGUCUUUCCCCAAAAUCCCGGUGACCCUGACCGUGAAAAUGGAAAUGGAAACGAGACACAGAGCGAAGAGAGGGAUAAGGAAAGAAGCAGAAUUCAUCAUUACCCGGUGAGGUUUGAAGCUGGAGACUGUUGGUCUUAUCUAAAGACUGGGACAUGUAAUUUUGGGCCCAGUUGCAAGUUUAAUCACCCUCAUAGAAGGAAAAACGAUCAGAAUUAUUUCAGAUCAGGAGGAUGUAAACCCGGAAAGGCUUUUUCUUUCAACCCCAGAAGAGGGGAACCUUCUGUGGCUCCAGUUCAAGAACUUAACUUUAUGGACCUGCCAAUUUGUCCGGGGGAGAAAGAAUGUCCUUACUAUAUGAAAAAUGGCUCCUGCAAGUCUGGAACUAACUGCACGUUUAAUCACCCUGAUCCUACCGCUAUAGGAGAAUCUGGCCCCCCAUCCGGAUACAUUGAUGGUGGACCUGCAUCAGUACAAGGUGCAUCGUCAGCAACAGCAUGGGAUUCCCUUUGUGUGCCAAUGAUUCCGCCAUCUCAAGGGAUUUCUUGCCAAAAUACAGAAUGGAAUGCUUCUCAGGAUCCAGAAUAUCUACCAGAGAGAAGCAUACCUGCACCUCCACCAUAUGUUAUGAACAAGGCCGUGACUGAAACCAACAUCUAUGAACAAAAUCCACAGCAGAAGCAAGUUGAAGAAUUCCCAGAACGACCUGGGCAACCUAUUUGCAUUUACUUCUUAAGAAAAGGGGAUUGCAAGAAUAGAUCUAAUUGCAAAUAUCACCAUCCAAAAAAUCAGACUGCAGUGCCCCCCUCAUGUGCACUGAGUGACAAGGGCCUCCCUUUGAGACCACAGCAGCAAGUUGAAGAGCUCCCACAACGACCUGGGCAACCUGUUUGCAUUUACUUCUCAACAACAGGGGAUUGUAAGUUUAAAUCUAAUUGCAAAUAUCACCCUCCCAAAAAUCAGACUGCAGUGUCCCCCUCAUGUGCACUGAAUGACAAGGGCCUGCCUUUGAGACCAGGUCAGAACAUCUGCACACAAUACAGUACCUAUGGCAUUUGCAAUUCUGGGCCAGCUUGUAAAUUUGACCAUCCGUCAUUAUGAACUUCCCUUCUGUGACUCAAUGACUACAAAUGGGGCACGAACAUCUGGGAGUAGAAGUAGAACUGAUGCUACAAUCAACCGCAUCCUCUGUAAUAAGUUUUGCAUGAAAUGGCUGUUAUAGCACAGAAUUCGCACCACCAAGGAUAUGUGAUCUCUAUUUCUUAUUUAGUCUUAGAAAUGUAUUGUACUUUUUCUCCCAGCUGCCACAAGCCUCAGUUUCGGGUGUGAGAACUUAAUGGAAACAGGACAUGUAAAUAAUUUUGUAGUUAUGUCAUUUUACCAGAAAAUCCAAGUUUAAUUCAGAAUGCCCUCAGAAAUUUAUGGCCACGGUCUCUUACGAGUAUCUUCAAUAGGUCACUUCUGUAAUGCACUGCCAAUAAGGGAGAGGGGGGUUUUUCUUUUAACCAGUGGGCGAUGGGGAUUCACUCUGUUCCUCCUGAAAUGAAUUAGCUUCAGGGCUUGGUAGGAGCUGAUGAGAUUCAUACAAGGUCCUGCUGCAACCAUAUAUAUUUCUAGUGCAAUUUUCCACAGAACUAAGCAGUGAAGUCCAGGUACAAUAGUAAUAUAUUUUACUCUUAUUAGUAAUAGAGUGAUAUUGUUGUGCCCAAGUAUUAAACUGAGAACGACAAAUUUCUGUAUAUAUAUAUUACAAAUUUUUAAGUUU
Prunus dulcis (almond) is the source of this 6270-nucleotide messenger RNA. Its product is annotated as zinc finger CCCH domain-containing protein 43-like. NCBI's taxonomy places the organism in Eukaryota, Viridiplantae, Streptophyta, Magnoliopsida, Rosales, Rosaceae. The transcript is spliced from 17 exons. Gene Ontology annotation, molecular function: mRNA binding; metal ion binding. Bases 2394 to 5606 code for a protein of 1070 amino acids. The record is from RefSeq and is a predicted model, not a curated record.